AGGGCAGUGGCAGAGCUUAUUGAGCACGGCUUAGAUCCCAUGGCUGUGACUGAAAUUGGAUGGACACCCCUGAUCAUAGCGACCGAGAGGGGACACGACACCAUCGUUCUUCAGCUGCUCGACCGAGGUGCUGAUAUCGAGCAGCCAUGCAAGAAUCUCUGGACUCCUCUCUGUAUGGCUGCAAGCCGAGGCGACUUUCACAUGUGCAAGAUCCUGCUCAGCCGUGGGGCCAACAUCGCGGCCCAGGCAAUGGGAGGCUGGUUUCCGCUCUCGCUGGCUGCGUCCAACGGCCACGAUCCCGCUGUCAAUCUUUUGACCCUCUGCGGCGCUGACAUCCGCAUGACCAACGACAACGGCUGGACGCCUCUCAUGGCCGCCGCGGCCAAUGGCCACAGCUCGACGGCCUUGAUUCUCAUCCACAAGGGCUCUCAUGUGGAGGCCAAGAGCAAGAACGGGUCGACGGCUCUCAUGUGUGCCGCCGAC
Trichoderma reesei QM6a is the source of this 483-nucleotide messenger RNA. RefSeq lists its product as uncharacterized. The transcript has a single exon. The record is from RefSeq and is a predicted model, not a curated record. Gene Ontology annotation, molecular function: protein binding. The annotation marks the transcript as partial. NCBI's taxonomy places the organism in Eukaryota, Fungi, Ascomycota, Sordariomycetes, Hypocreales, Hypocreaceae.